Cololabis saira (Pacific saury) is the source of this 6481-nucleotide messenger RNA. Its product is annotated as leucine zipper putative tumor suppressor 2 homolog. Gene Ontology annotation, biological process: cell division; negative regulation of canonical Wnt signaling pathway. The record is from RefSeq and is a predicted model, not a curated record. The transcript is spliced from 9 exons. NCBI's taxonomy places the organism in Eukaryota, Metazoa, Chordata, Actinopteri, Beloniformes, Belonidae. The coding region runs from base 424 to 2778 and encodes 784 amino acids.
AGCAGACCGGGCUGUGCCGGUGAUGCUACCCAACGCCCCCGCGCUGAGCAGCAGAUACACAGAGCAGAGGCUGAGCGAGGAGCGGACCGGGCUGGGGACCAGGAGCCCCACAUAAGCUGCACAGAAGUGCAGAAAGAGGAGGAGGAGGAGCGGCUGUGACGUGUUGCUGCUCGAAGAAAAAAGUUGUAUUUGUUCGGGAAAGACGGUCGGAUACAAACAUCACAUUAAACGCUGGAGGAAAUGCUGCUGUACGGCCGGGGCUGGGAGAACAUCUUCACUUUAGGGUAAAGAAGACACCCAGAGGAGAGUGAGGUCCUGGGAUGAGAGCUCUUUGCCAUUCCACCAUUUCUCCCAGACCUCCAGGAGGAGUACGCUGGGUGACACACUGAGAGUUCGUGGUGUGUCUGACACAGUCAGGCUGCCAUGGCUCUGGUUCAGGCACUACCUGUGAGUGACCAUCCCAGUCCAGGUCUUGACAUCCAGCAGUGCCGGCCAUUAUCGUCCCACUCCCCUUCAGCUCCCUGCUCGGGCCCCUGCGGGCCGUGCAGCUCCGAGACAAUCAUGGGUUCAGUCAGCAGUCUCAUAUCAGGCCGGACAUACCAGGAGAAGCACUGCAGGGCUGCCAGCGAGUUCACCACCAAGCCACGGCGCUCCACACCGGCGACCAGCUGCUUCAGGCUUCAGGAUAAUACCCUGCGCAGUGGCAGCUCUCUAGAACAACUGUUGGUUACCAGCAGCCACACCCAGCCUCAGGCCCAGCUUCUGCCGCCCCCACUCCCCACCAAGAAGCAGCCACGGCCUGGAAACUCUGCUGGGACUGGUGCAGGUGGAGCAGUCGCUGGAGCAGUAGGUGAUUGCACUAAUGGGAACUUUGGAUAUGUGAGUGAUGAAGUGGUGGUUGGGGACUGGAACGACAACCUGGUGCUCACAGUUGCAAGCCCCUGCAGCGACUCUGAGGACCAAAGGGACAGCAGGACUUUGAACGGAAACAUCAGUGGGCCUCCCCCAAAACUGGUCCCAGUGUCUGGACAGCUGGAGAAGAAUAUGGAGAAAGUGCUCAUCCGUCCUACAGCAUUCAAGCCUGUGGUUCCCAAGAAUCGUCACUCUGUGCACUACCUGUCACCACGGCCAGGAGGCAGCACUCUGUCCGAAAGCCAGGCCAGCCUCAACCUCCUCCUGCCCCUCGGAGGAUCUAACAGUACCAGCGGCACCAACGGGAACGGUGGAGGCUGCAAUUCCGGCUCUGACGGGAAGCGUAACUCAUACAGCAGUGGUCGCAAUGCUCGUGGCAGCCAGUCCUGCUCCAUGUCAGACUCGGGGAGAAACUCGCUCUCAAGUCUCCCAACUCACAGCAGCACGGGCUACAGUUUGGCCCCCAGUGAGGGCUCCAGCUCAGGUUCUGGAUUGGGGGCCCAGUCUGAGCCUGGGCCGGGCCUCGGCCGCAACACUUCAGCUGGAAGCGGGAGUCACGGCCACAAUAACUCAGACAGUGGACGUUCUUCAUCGAGCAAGAGCACUGGCUCAGGGUCGUUGAGCGGGCGUGGGCAGCCCUUGUCUGACAGUGGGUCCUGUGGCCACUCGUCACCCCCUGUGGAGGGAUACGAAACGGUGGUGAGAGAGCUGGAGGAAAAACUAAGGGAGCGAGACCUGGAGCUGCAGCAGCUCCGGGAAAAUCUGGAUGAAAAUGAAGCUGCAAUCUGCCAGGUGUACGAAGAGAAGCAACGUCGCUGUGAAAGAGAAAUGGAAGAGUUGAGACAGAAUUGUUCAGCAAAGAUGAAACAGACCUCUCAGAAGGCUCAGAGAGCACAGCAGGUGCUGCAGUUACAGGUAUAUCAACUACAGCAAGAAAAGAAGAAGCUGCAAGAGGACUUCUCCUCUCUGCUGCAGGACAGAGAAACCCUGGAGAGGAGGUGUGCCACCAUUCAGAGGGAGCAGACUCAGCUGGGACCACGUCUGGAGGAAACCAAGUGGGAGGUGUGUCAGAAGUCAGGAGAAAUUUCCCUCCUUAAGCAGCAGCUGAAAGAGAUCCAAUCGGAGCUCAGCCAGAAAGCAGGAGACAUUGUGGUCUUGAAGGCCCAGCUGAGAGAGGCGCGGUCUGAGCUGCAGGCAAGCCAGGCUCGAUCCCAGGAGGCCCAGGCCGUCCUGCGGACAAGAACGCUGGAACUGGAAGUCUGCGAGAAUGAACUCCAGAGGCGCAAGAGCGAAGCUGAGCUGCUCCGGGAAAAAGUGAGCCGUUUGGAGGAGGAGUCGGCUCGGCUACGUGACAAUCUGUCCCAUCACAGUGGAGCGCCUCUGCCUGGAAAUGUAGCCAUGAAGGGACACUGCAUGAGCCUGUCCAUCCCGCCAGGUAGAGGCGUGACAGGAAGGGGAGGUCCAAGCCCCUCCAUGUAUCGCGAUGGAGAGGAUACGCAUGUGAUGUGGGGAGGAGAGAGCGAUGAGGCCAAGGCGCAGAGGCAGAAUGCAGAAACACUGCUGGGACUCAGACAACAGGUGGAUAGACUGAAAGCUGAGCUUAUGUACGAGAGGAGGACGAGUGAGGAGCAUCUGUCUCGGUUUGAGGAUGAGAGGAGGGUGUGGCAUGAAGAGAAGGAAAAGGUAAUCCGCUACCAAAAGCAACUGCAGCAGAACUACAUUCAUAUGUACCGUCGCAACCGCGACCUUGAGCGGGUGAUGCGGGAGCUGAGUCUGGAGCUGGAGAACAGGGACAUGGAGGAUUACGAGGUCCGCAGUGGCAGCAACGACAUCCACUUUGAGGAAAUCACUGCCACAGAGAUCUGAACGCAUACACGCACACCUACAGUAAUAUGUGCACAGACACAUGGGAACACAACUCACUAAAGUCUCUAAAGGAUGCAAACGCUGAACUCUGGGCCAAAAUACUGCGCUGUCCUUGACGUGUCGUUGCCUGGAGCACAUAAUGAGAUUUCACUAAUAGUCACUUUUAAAAGGGAUCUCCCAAAGGUGCAUUCUUGACUUCCUGCUACCAGUGAUGCACUCCAACAAUCCUUACAAGGUGUCUCCUGGUGCACUUUUAAUGUUUUAUACCACUACAAAGCCAGCACAAAAAAUGCUGCCCGUGCGGGGGGAGCAAAACCAGUGAAGAAGUCUUUCUUUAUUGGACCAUGUUCAAAUCAGGGUAUUCAAAAUUGAUGAAAUUUCAAAAAAAAAAAAUGAUGCUUUACCUGCUCAACAUGCUGUCACAAGCUUGUCUGGCUUGCAUGCAAAGUGGAGUACACAGCCUCCAGCAUGCAUGUAGUCAUUCAUCAGUACAGCAGUCAAAUCAAUGAUUAUCCAUCCAAUCUAUGAUCACGCACAACACAAACAAUCCCAAACUUGCUGUUAAGAUAUACUCGUACUAGUUCACACCACUGCUCAUUUUACAAAUCCUAAAAGUACCAGUUACUGUUUGCCUUUUUUUGGGUCAUUUUCUCAACUGUUUGGGUUGAAAAUCAAAUGUGUUUCGGCCCAUUUAUUCAGAGAAAUGUCAACGCUCAUCACCGGUGAUGUAAGAAUCUGCUGACCGUGAGAAACAUGAUUUUAUUUUGCACAACUUUCCUGCCCUCUUUUGUUUGGGAUACAACUGUUGUUCUGUGACGCAAAUAGUCAAACUUAAACAAACCAAGUUUAACAGCUCUUGCUUACAUGUGGGCAUCCUAUUCUGUCAUUUCCCAAGUCGUGGCGACACAGAAACCAGACGUUCAAUGGAAGUGCUUCAUUUGAACUCUGCUUGUGUUUUCUAGACCACCAACAGUCAACUGUGGUACUCGAUCUUUGUGUCAGCUUGUACAGACAGUAAGCUCUUAUUUAUCCUUAGGAAGCAGAGUGUAGCAUGACGGAUUUCACCAGGAUGCUGCAGAUCCCGCUCUUUCGUUGUCUUCAAGUUUUCUCCCUCUUUCUGACUCUUUCUGAACUAUUUUUAUAACAACAUCUCAGCAGUCAGUAUCAGGAACUGAAAUAGAGAAUAUUUAUAGUAUUAUAGUCUGGUUGUGAAGUCACAGAGUUUUAAGGCAUGUUUGUUCUGGGAUUCAAAUUAAUUCCCUUUCACUUCCUCUAGUGCCCUUUGUGUUGCUCAUGGCAACCCAAAUCCAAAUAACACUUUAAAGUCUUCCUAAUCCCUUCUAGACUAUAUUAUAAUCUUCACUGACUCCUAUACAGGUAGUGAGAGUGGCAUGUCUGCAUGUCUUUUUGUAUGAGAUCUAAAUAAAAAAUAAAAAACAAGAGCUGGCUCAGGUGAGGGGAGUAGUGGAGGGAGUAGCUCCAGCAGUGAAUGGUUUCGUGGCAGGUUGGCUUUUGAGGUCCUAAACAUAAACCAGUGAGGAACAUGAAAACAUUGGAAGCUGUGGGCUCCUGUUUUCUCACAGUAAAUGCAGGGCUGUGUAUAACACUGAGCAGAGCGGUAGAGAGCUGCUGAGAACUUUUAUUUUGCAAAGAGUCUAUAUCGAGGAAUAAAAGUUAAACGGAAAUCUAUAUAAUGGAGGAAAUGCUGUAUAUUUUUAUAUAUGUAUAUGUAUAGCACCUGAAGAUAUUUUGUUGUAGUACUGGUAUAAGUGUGGCUUUAAUGCACAGUCAUGUAAAAGAGGAAAAGUACAACUGUGUUCAUUUCUCAGAUUUUAUUUAACAGAAUAUAAUAAAAAAAAUAAAUCCUUCCUUAACUGGUAUUAAAAUUAUGUACAUGCAACCUCAGAUGAAAAACCCAUGACAUAUAUAUACAGUACAGAGCAAAAGUUUGGACACACUUCCCCAUUUGUUUGAAUGAGAAGGUGUGUCCAAACUUUUGAUUUGUACUGUGUAUAUAUAAGUGCACUAAUUCAGUAGCUUGUAGAACAAUUUUUAGCAUCAGAAACUUGAAAAGAUAUUUUUAUAUACAAAGUAAUACGUCUCUUACUUUCUUGUGGAGGAUUUUUUUGCACGACCUUACAAUGUUUCAUUGAGGUCUUUUGGUGGUUUAUUCAGAUCUCUCUGAGGUUCCACCACAGCAUUUCAACCAGGCUGAGGUCCAGACUUUGCAAAUAAAAAAAACGUGUUUUACAGCUGAGGAGAUGGGUUUGUGGUGAUGCGCAGAUGAUUUUUGGCAUUAUGGUCAUCUACCCCCAGUUAGUUUUUCUUAGGAAGACACACUUGUCUGACAAGUCUUGUUCAGAUGCAAACUUAAGACACAUUCUGUAUGUAACUGAAGCCUAUAGUGCAAAUGUAGCUUUUGUCUUUUUCUAAAGUUUUCUGAUGAUGGCCUUAUAACCUUUCCCAGAUUGGUGGUCAGCAACUGUUACUUCUCUAAGAUCCUUGCUAAUGUCAUUCUUUCUUUGCAUUGUGUUAGCACUCAUCCAUCUGAACAGUUCAAACAUACUGCUAAAAUGCCAGAGCGUCUGCUCUUGCAUAAAUGAUCAAACCUGCUGAUAAUCAGUUAAUGAAGUGCGUUUGAUUGACAGAAACUGGCUGUUAUUACUGAUACAGGCAAUUUACUAUAUUUCUCUCACGCUGUUUCUGCAUCUUGGUUUGACUUUUGUAUUAAUAAUAACAGGUUGUAAUAUGUCACAUGUUGUUGUUGUUCACCCGAGGUUGAAUUUGAUUCAUUUUAAACACCGGAUAAUCAUUUAUUUUUUAUUAUGUUCUGUAACAUCUUAGAAUUGUAACAGGUUGUACUUCCUUUUUCACAUGACUGUAAAUCACAUACCAAUUUUUUUUUUUUUUUAUACCAUCUUAUGGAUCAAUUACAAAUGGAGGCAUCAGCAUACAAAGUGUGCACCUAAUACUGUGAUGCAUGACAAGUUAAUGUUUACAUUAAAUAAUCUGUAUGGAAAACUGUACGUUUUAAUGACCAAAUGUCCUAAAAAGCAGGUGAUGAAACUAAGAGGCGCUUUUAGGGUUUGCUCAUUUUUGGGCCUGUUGUCUCUCCAUUUUGAUUGAUUUUCAGUUAAAUAUCAGACCAAUUCACAUCAAUAUUGUUGGAUUAAUGUCGUUUUGAAAGACAUCUUCAUUAAGGUGAUUUGAACUGUCAUAACUGAGGCAAGCCAAGAAAGUGUUUUUACAUUCAGUUGCACUUGAUCAGUACAACUAAUUUGGUUCUAUGUUACUUGAUAUUACUACAUUCACUGUGGAUUAAGACUUAAUGAGUGUUACAAGCCGUGGGAAGUGUUAGUUUGUCCAACCACAUUUACUUUAACCAGACGUAGACUGUUACUCACCACAAGAUGCACAUUAACAACAAGCACAGAUGUUGCAAGAGAGACAGGCUCAUGAAGCUUAAAAGUUCUGCUUCCUUGUCUUCCUUAUAUCUCAGUUCUUGUCAAGACUUGCAUAAAUGUUUCCAGUGUAAAUAUGUAAAACACGAAAGUAACAUGGUAUUUUAUUUAGGCAAAGUAUCUAUUUCAAAUGUAGCCACUGUGACUAGACCAAAGCAACGUAACACAUUUCUUUUUGUGGCAUUUUACAUCUUGUUGUGUUUGCUUCUUUUUUUAUAUAUAAAUAUAUAUAAUUUUAUUUA